AUGAACUUUCUACAAUCACAUCCUGAUGUGUCAUAUCUUGUCUUCCAGUUGCUGGAGAGGGAAGAUCUCAAAGAUAUCUGCCUGUUGUCAAAGUCGUGUAAUGCAUUAGCUACGCCACUACUGUACCGAUCAGUGGUCCUGGAGUUUGAAGUCGAAAGGAUAGUAGGAGCAAAUCUGCAUGAACCGGCGGGCCCCGAAGAGAAAAUCUAUCUGUUCUCAUCGCUUUUGUCUCGUCUUUUGGAUGAUGGAAAUGCCCAUGUUAGAAGCUGGGUACGGGAUAUUACAGUCAGACGGGCAUCUUACUACGAUGGCUCGAAUACUAUGUCAGAGUUUGAGCCGUCUCGUGAUGUACUCACCGCACUGCUUGAAAGGUUGCCGAACGUACAAAAUAUCUAG
Molecule: messenger RNA, 396 nt
Organism: Penicillium coprophilum
Lineage: Eukaryota; Fungi; Ascomycota; Eurotiomycetes; Eurotiales; Aspergillaceae
Exons: 2
Coding region: 1-396 (131 amino acids)
Source: RefSeq, a predicted model, not a curated record